Molecule: messenger RNA, 1125 nt
Organism: Colletotrichum karsti
Lineage: Eukaryota; Fungi; Ascomycota; Sordariomycetes; Glomerellales; Glomerellaceae
Exons: 2
Coding region: 1-1125 (374 amino acids)
Source: RefSeq, a predicted model, not a curated record
AUGUUCGUCAACGCAUCUGAAUCUUUGCAUCUUGCGGCUCGAUACCCACGUGCGACUACGGCUUUCCCGCUUUCGUCUCGGGAAUCAGUCGAACCAUCAUCGUCGGUUGUUUCUGGUCGUCGGUUGCUUCUCCUCGCCGGCCGCCCCAUCCCAUCAGCCAUGAGUGCUGCAGAUGAUGGCGAUGUCGGCCGGGUUGCCAACGCCAGCAAGCCGCUCAAAUUCAAGGGCCGAUUCCUCGACCAGCUCGCCACCAACUCCCGGGUCCAGAUCAUCUGGAAGGACGACGACGACAUCGUCAUGCUGGCGUUCCUCGCGCGGCGCCGCAUCACAGAGAAGAACGAGGUGGACGACCUGGAGGAGGACGAGCUGGCGGAACUCGCGGCGAGCCUCGGAUACAAGCAGGGUGCGGCGCGAGGAUCGAAGAAACAUUGGGCAGCCGUUAGGCGACGGAUCAAGACGAGCCUGGCGUACAAGCUGGGGAAGCUCAAGCAGGGCCAAGGGUACUUGCGGUCGGGGCUGAGCGCGGACAAGACGUUGGAGGUGUGGGAAUGGCCAGGCGAUUAUCGGAAUCUGUGUCUGAAGGAGGAGGAGAUGUUGUUGGAGCGGCGACGAGAGGAAGAUGGCGCAGAGGAGCAGGACGAGGAGCAGCGUGGGCGGGAUGUCGAUGGGCAGCAAGAGCAGCCCGCACAGGCACAGAGCCCAGCUCGAGCAUCGGUGGUGGCGGUGUCUGAGGAGGGCGGCAUUCGACGCGACGGCGAUGAACCGGGCGCGUCGCCUGCCGGCAGUGCGACAAGCAGCAGCAGCAGCAGCAGCGACAGCGACGAAGACGAGAGCAGCGAAGGAAGCGAUAGUGACGGCGCGGGUGUCGACGGCAACGACGGUGACGGCCACAGGUCAGCGGCGGCAGAGGUGUUGAGGCUGCGGCAUGGGUUGAUCGAGCGCGCGGCGCGACGGAGACUCGAGCACCACGGCAUCGGCGGCAGAGACGGAAGACGGGAGGGAAGAGACGCGCAUCUCUGGGGGCUUCUGGCCACUGCAAUGGACAGGCUCAAGAUGAAUGAACCCCUGCGGAUGGAAGGGUUAGCGAUGAUGUUGAUUAGACGGGCGGAGAGGGUAUACCGGUAG